This is a messenger RNA of Frankliniella occidentalis (western flower thrips), 3540 nucleotides long. RefSeq names its product E3 ubiquitin-protein ligase TRIM9 (gene Trim9). The transcript has 10 exons. Gene Ontology annotation, molecular function: protein binding; zinc ion binding. Bases 164 to 2194 code for a protein of 676 amino acids. The record is from RefSeq and is a predicted model, not a curated record. Lineage: Eukaryota; Metazoa; Arthropoda; Insecta; Thysanoptera; Thripidae.
CGUUCGCCCGCCGCGCCGCGAGGAGCACCUACCCCGUUCGCUGCCGCCGCCGUCGCCCCGCCGCGGGCACUUCCCCGUCGUACUCGCGCUCGCCCCGCGCCGCCGCCGCCGCCGCCGCCCCCCGGGGGCCGGUGUCCGUGAGCCGGCCGGGCCCGCCUCCGCCAUGGAGGACGAGCUGCGGUGCGGCGUGUGCAAGCAGCUGUUCAACAACCCGGUGCUGCUGCCGUGCGCGCACGCGCUCUGCCUCAACUGCGCCGUGCACCUGCAGCAGCCCGCCGCCAACACCGGCGCCAGCGCCGCGGCCGCGCUGCCCCCGCCGCCGCCCUCGCUGCUCGCGUCGGCGCCGCCCUCCAGCGGCAGCAGCACCAGCAGCGAGAACAGCGGCGACAAUGUCGCCACGGCCUGCUCCACCGCCUCGUCGGCGUCCUCGGCCGAGGCCAGCAGCGCCAGCAGCGGCGCCUCGGCCAGCGGCAGCGUGGCCGGCAGCGUGGCCGGCAGCGUGGCGGGCAGCGUCGCGGGCAGCGACUGCCUCCAGGAGAUGGACAAGCUGUCCAUCCUGAGCGAGACGGACAGCGGCGUGGUGUGCACCAGCAGGCCCAACAGCUACGUCGGCACGCCCAGCAACCUCAUCUACCCGCCGCUGGCCACCACCACGGCGCUCUCGCUCGCCUGCCCCGUCUGCAGCAAGAUGGUGUACUUCGACGAGAACGGCGCGCACAACCUGCCCAAGUACCGGGCCAUGCAGAGCAUCGUGGACAAGUACUGCGAGGCGCGCCAGCUCAUCAUCCAGUGCCAGCUCUGCGAGGGCGACCCCGCCGAGGCCACCGUCAUGUGCGAGCAGUGCGAGGUGCUCUACUGCGACGCGUGCCGCGAGGCGUGCCACCCGGCGCGCGGCCCGCUGGCGCGGCACACGCUGCUGGAGCCGCGGCAGGGCAAGGCGGCGCUGCGCUGCAAGCUGGGCCGCGGCGAGGCGUCGUGCGCCGAGCACACCGACGAGGCGCUGUCGCUCUACUGCCUCGUGUGCCGGGCGGCCGUGUGCGCGCUCUGCCUGCACGACACCCGGCACGCGCACCACGACGUGCAGGCCAUCAACGCCAUGUGCAAGGCGCAAAAGACUGAGCUAUCGCAGAACCUGCAGCAGCUCUCGGAGAAGGCCAAGAGCACCACCGAGUUCAUCCAGAGGCUCAAGGGCAUGGCGGACAAAGUGAACGUCGGCUCCAUGCUCAUCACACGGGUGGCCAACGCGGACCUGACCUGGUACAAGGACGUGGCCACGCAGGCCAGGAUAUCGCCGCACGCCGACCUCACCCUGGACGACCAGUCGGCGCGCCGCGCCAUCACGCACCUCAACUUCAUCCAGAUGAAACCCGCCAAAGACGGAGAGGAAAGGAGACCGGCAGCGCCCGGCGCGCCCACCGUCAUCCCGGAGGAGUGCUCGGCCGAGAACAACUCGGUGACGGUGGCGUGGCAGCCGCCCGUCACCUCGUGCGUGCAGGGCUACGUCCUGGAGCUGGACGACGGCCACGGCGGCGACUUCAGGGACGUGUACUGCGGGAAGGAGACCAUCUGCACCGUAGACGGGCUCCACUUCAACUCGAUGUACAACGCUCGCGUCAAGGCCUUCAACUCCUCGGGCGAGGGCGAGUACAGCGAGGUGAUCGGCCUGCAGACGGCUGAGGUGGCGUGGUUCACGUUCGACCCCAACCUGUCGCCGGGGCUGCAGUUCUCGGCGGACCACUGCGCGCUGUCCUGCCCCGGCUACGAGCACCGCGUCGCCCUGGGCUCGGUCGGCUUCAGCCGCGGCGUCCACUACUGGGAGUUCAGCGUGGACCGCUACGACUCCGACACGGACCCCAGCUUCGGCGUGGCCAGGAUGGACGUCGCCAAGGACCAGAUGUUGGGCAAGGACGACAAGGGCUGGGCGAUGUACAUCGACAGGCAGCGGUCCUGGUUCCUGCACGGCGAUGCCCACGCGCAGCGCUGCGAGGGCGGCAUCCAGACGGGCACCACGGUGGGGGUGCUGCUCGACCUGGACAGGCACCAGCUCAGCUUCUACGUCAACGAGGAGCCCCAGGGCCCCAUCGCCUUCCACGACCUGUACGGCGUGUUCUACCCCGCGGUGAGCGUCAACAGAGGCGUGUCCGUGACGCUGCAUACGGCCCUGGACCCUCCCACGGACUCGGACGACACCUGAGGAGGGCUGUGGGGCGGGGGAGCCGUCCCCCGUCCCCGGACCACCUACUGGCCCGCCCCCGCUGCCGCCCCCGGCGCUGCCGACCCCACCCCCGACACCCUCCCGUGGGACCAUGCUCAGCAAACACAUAUCUCUCCUCCCAGGGGGGCCGACGCCUCCAACACGACCCCGACGAACUCGGACCCCGAGCCGGCCGGGCCCCGGCCAAGUGUGUGAUGAAGGAAGAGCCAGGGUUUUGGUUUGUACCGACGCGACGGAUCUCUACGGUGAGGGGCGUCUGUGUCUCCAUCAUUGCAAACAUCGUUCGCCUGACUGCAGUUGAUUUUUCGAGACUGAAUCUAAUCUCUGAGUUUGAUAUAUGACUCGUUCAUGUAUUCUACACAGUAACAAACACAAGUUGCUCUUACUCAGCUGAGUGAAGUACUGCGAAUGUUUUGUUUCUUAACAGACUGUACUUAUAUGAGUAAGUUUGCAGAAGGAUAUUUGUGUUCUAGAUCACCAUAUACAUUUUUUUUAUAAAAUGUUAAAAUAAUUGAUUGGUUUUUGAGGAAGUUUUCUCCUUUUCUAUUUCAUCAAAAAAGAGCGAGAGAAGGGGGGGGGGGGGCACAUAUACCUUUAGUAGUAAAGACAGUCUUGGGGACUGUCUAAAAAUGAUCAGAAACAAUAAAUUCAUUCAUACCAAAUUGGUAUACAAGUGAAGAAGAGGAAACUUCCACAAAAACCCUCAGACCACCCCAAAAUGAUGGACCUUGAUCAUUGAUUUCAUUUCCUGUUGAAAUUACACAGGAUCUUGUGUAGCCUAGUCAUUCAAUCAAUUCACUAUGAUGUCAAUGUGAAUGAGAUAUUUCUGUUUUAAUAGUAAUUAUUCAUUGGAUGAAACUCUAAAAUAUAGAGGCCAUAAUACGACUGACUGUAAAUAGAUUGAGUAAUUAAGAUUGUUUUUAUUUCUUACUCUUUGUAAAGAUUUUAAGUUAUAAUAUUGUAAACAUAUAUCCACAUUUUACAUCAUGGUUUAUUUAAUGUGCUUGACAAGAUUUUGCACUUUUCAUUUGAGUGCAUUUGAGACUUCAAAAACACAAUCCCAUCUUAAAAUAUGAUUUGAAAGAUUCAAACAAUGAUGAUGCAGUUACAAUAGAUCUCACAUACUUGCUUCAAGAAAGGAAUAAUCUUCCUUUGCAUUAUUUUUAUCCUUUACAUUAUUUUCAACAAAGACAGGUUUAAAAAUAUUGCUUGCAUGUCAGGUGUGAUUAACUACCAAGUACUGUACAUACUGUUCACUGAGUUUAAACAUAGGUAAGAAAAACAGAACUGUCAUCUCAUUAUGCACUAAAUGUUGUAAUGCAGUA